AUGAAGAGAGGCUUGAAGGAGGACACCUCUGACAGUUUUGAAAUUGAUCACAACAUAAAUUGCUUGUCUUGUUUGACUUCCUUGUUCACCAAAGUUGAGCAGAUUGUGGCCGUUUUCAACGCCUCCACCAGACAAAAAGCUUGGGACCAUUUCUCGAAAGCUCAGCGGAAGAACAUAGACAUUUGGCGCAAACACUCUGAGGAACUCAGGAACGCUCACAGUGAACAGCUCAUGGGGAUCAGGCGGGAGGAAGAAAUGGAAAUGUCUGAUGAUGACAGCAGUGAAAACCCCAGUAACAAGAAGCUGAGAGUGGACGAUUCAG
Messenger RNA from Python bivittatus (Burmese python), 322 nucleotides. NCBI's taxonomy places the organism in Eukaryota, Metazoa, Chordata, Lepidosauria, Squamata, Pythonidae. The record is from RefSeq and is a predicted model, not a curated record.